CUUCCAAGCGAACAGGUGAAAAUAAUGAAGCUCUGCGAACUUUUCAGCUGCUGUCUACCGGUCCGAAAGAAGAAGCAAAGGAAUGAGAGGGUUGACACCAGCAACAAGAAGAAAAGAAAGGAGGCUAAACGCCUCAAGAAGGAGAUGGCAGACAGGAGAAAGGAGGCCCUUGAGAUGGACAUCUCCAUGGUGCAGAGUGUGGAGACUGUACUAGUGUCUCUGGAUGAGGGGAAGGAGAGAGUGGAGGAUAAAAAUGCAGUGAUGGCUAUCCACCAUGCUGACAUCCACCAUCCUGAUCCAGAGCUCAGCAAAGAGGACUGCAUCCCAAAUGAGUCAUCUGUUGACCAAGGGACACCUCAACUGGGUGAGGGGGGCGGAAGGAGUCCAUCUCCGCUGCAUAUUGAUGGAGAUGGUGAUCAGGGGUUCAGCAAAGAGGACUGCACCCUGAUCGAAUCAUCUAUUGACCACGGGACACCUCAGCUGGACGAGGGGGGCGGUAGUAGCCCAUCUCCGCUGCAUGUUGAUGGAGAUGGUGAUCAAGAGUUCAGCAAAGAGGACUGCACCCUGAAUGAGUCAUCUGUUGACCACGGGACACCUCAGCUGGACGAGGGGGGCGGUAGUAGCCCAUCUCCACUGCAUAUUGAUGGAGAUGGUGAUCGAGAGUUCAGCAAAGAGGACUCAUCUGUUGACUAUGGGACACCUCAGCUGUAUGAGGAGGCCGGUAAGAGCUCAUCCCCACUGCAUGGUGGUGGAGACGGAGUGAGACCUGUGCCUCGUCUGAAACUGGACUGGCACAAAUACCAGCUUACAGUUGGGAAGCCCACAUCACAGGCUGGUGCAUGGCGCACGGCUGACACCCCUGAGAAGAGAGACGUGAUGGAGGAAGAGAGGAGGACAAUCCUGAGUGGGUUUUUUGAGAGGAGGGGCAAUACUACCCAGAAUGCAACCACACAGGCCACAUUGACCACUGAGGAAGAGAAGCCCACACCACAGUCUGCUGUGUGGCACACUAAAAUCCCUGAAGAGAGAGACGAAGAGAAGAGGAAAAUUCUGCACGGAUUUGUAAAGAGAAGGGGCCUUACUGCAUGUAGGCCAAGGAGGGAAUUCAAUACACAAUUAAAUCGAUAGAUAGCCUAGAUAACAUUUGUAUUAAUUGAUAAUAAAUGUCUUUCAUUUUAA
Messenger RNA from Alosa alosa (allis shad), 1179 nucleotides. RefSeq lists its product as uncharacterized. The record is from RefSeq and is a predicted model, not a curated record. The coding region runs from base 25 to 1128 and encodes 367 amino acids. Lineage: Eukaryota; Metazoa; Chordata; Actinopteri; Clupeiformes; Clupeidae. The transcript is spliced from 4 exons.